CAAAAGGAGACAUUUGUCAAUGUAUGAUACUAUUGAAGGCUUUUUGCGAACACAAAACAACUUCAUGCCAAUCAGAUAUAAUUACUCCCACAUAAAGAGAAUGACCAGAGGGUUCAAAGAGAAAUUAGGUGAGGGAGGUUAUGGCAGUGUAUACAAAGGAAAGCUUCAAAGUGGAAGAGAUGUAGCAGUGAAGAUGUUGAGCAAGCCUAAAGCUGGUUGUCAAGACUUCAUGAAUGAAGUGGCUACCGUUGGAAGGAUUCAUCAUGUCAAUGUGGUCGGACUCGUGGGGUAUUGUGUUGAAGGAACAAAGCGUGCUCUUAUAUAUGACUUCAUGCCCAACGGAUCACUCGAUAAGUACAUCAACACCAGUCAAGAAGGAAGUCCUCUGUUAAGUUGGCAGAGGAAGUUUGACAUUAUUCUUGGAGUGGCUUGAGGAAUUGGGUAUUUGCAUCGUGGCUGUGAU
Solanum tuberosum (potato) is the source of this 463-nucleotide messenger RNA. Its product is annotated as G-type lectin S-receptor-like serine/threonine-protein kinase At1g34300. Lineage: Eukaryota; Viridiplantae; Streptophyta; Magnoliopsida; Solanales; Solanaceae. The record is from RefSeq and is a predicted model, not a curated record. Gene Ontology annotation, biological process: protein phosphorylation. Bases 20 to 433 code for a protein of 137 amino acids. The transcript has a single exon. Gene Ontology annotation, molecular function: ATP binding; protein kinase activity.